UCUGAAAGAAGAACACAUCAGGAACACUUUGAAGACGAGAAAAAUCUGUAUCAUGUUCCAGCGACACACGACAUCAUGAACUCCGUUCUGUCCUCUUGAGUAACACUUUGAAGACCAUCGUCGGUCAUGGCGGGUCCGUGCACAUCGCUGGAGUUUAGGUGGAUAACUUUUCCAACGUCUGAUUUGAGACGUUCUGCGAAAUCGCUAGACGGUUACAGUGUGUUGUUCUUCGGAGGGCUGCACGAAGACAGGAUGCACCAUGAUAUAAUGUGUUCGACGGCUCUCCACUGCAUAAUACACUGAAGCUCCCCACUGCAUGACACAUUGCGAAGCUCCCCACUGCAUAACACAUUGAAGACAUGACGCAUCAUGAUAUCCGCGGGGUUAUUAAUGCUAUAAUGUGCUCGACGGCGAUUACUCUGUCUACCAAUUACAUGACGCAUCAUGAUAUAAGGUCAUAAAUCUUGGUCAUAGUGAUACUUACACUCGCGAGAAGAAUGCGCAUACUAUGAGAUUAAAUGAACUAUAAAGAGUAUUAUCACUCUGUCUAAUAUUGUUCUUGAACGUGACUUCUUCUUCUCACAUAACUUUGUUCUUCAAUGUGUCAAUCUAUACGCAUGCUUGCGAUAUAAAGACUAUAGAGGAGUAUAUAGAAUCCCAAGAGGAGUGAUCGAAAGAUAAGAUGACGACGUCCCAAGAAGAGAAAUCCAUUUAUCUGUUACUCAAGUGAACAGAACGGAGAAGAUGAGACGUCUUUUCCUUUUCUCUUAUAAGGGAUUUGUUGUACUAUAUUUAACGUCUCAUUAGUUUGUUACGUGAGAACUCUGUAUAAGAGAGAGUUUAACAGAACGUAGAUAUUGUAACUAUAGGGAUUUUAAUUGAAUUAAUGAACCGAACCGGUUGGUUCCGAGUUGGAAAAUCAAUUGAAAUCUGCGAAUAUAACCAAUUCGUUGGUUGCUGGCCAAGGCAAAAAAUAUAUGAUAAUCAACUAACAUAAUCAGUUUAUGGCAAUAUACUUAUAUCGUAGUGUGCUGGCCGAAAUAUAACUUUCUGUUAUCGUAGUGUGCUGGCCGAAAUAUAUUGUAAGUUUCCAAUUAAGAAGUUAGGUGCUGACAAAAAAAAAAGUUAGGUUUUCCCUUUUAAGUUUUAUAUUUGUGAUUUUUAGAUUUUGAUGAAGAUUUCAUUAUGUCACCUGAAGAAAAUGAAGUGAACGAUGGUAGAGAGAACCAAAAUUAGUUGAUGUGAUUUGGUGUUAGUUUAUUUCCGUUAUUGACAAUUUAUUAUAAUGAUCUUUCACUUUGAGUUUAUUUUGAAUUUGAAGUUUAAUUUAUUAUUCAAAAUAGAAAUAUAAAUAUUUAUAAAUUUUAUAUCUUAAAUUUUUUUAGAUGUCAUAACUUUUACUUUGUUACAGAAAAUUUUAAAUAGUCUAAACUAUUUUUUGAUAUUUUGUAUGUAAAAUGAAAAUAAAAAUAUAAAAACUAAAGUUAAGUAUUUUAUAAAUACCUUUUAAACAUAAAAUAUAUACAUAUCGAAACUAUUAUUUUAUGUUUUAACAACAUUUAGAAAAUAUUAAACUAUAGUUUUUAUAUUAAUUUUUUCAUAGUUAAUAUAUUAUUAUAUAAUAAAAUUAAUUCAUUUAUUAAUCCAAGAUUCACCCGCGGUCGAUCCACUGACCCAUCGACCGGUAAGUCCUUUUAACAUAAUGAGAAAGAAGGUUUUUGGAUAAGCUUUAAGAAGUAAGAACAUGCUAACGUUUAUUAUGGUUGUUAAUGUCAACAUGGUCACAUUAAAAGAUACAAAAGCCGGCAAUACCACUCUGAGGUUGACUUAAAUAAUAAUCAAAAUUAUAUUAAAAUUUUGAUAAUAUUUACGAUGAUGCUGGUGAAUUUUUCUGAUCACUUAAUAAAAACUUUGAAUUUUCUAUUUUUUAUAACUUAUAGUAUAUGGCCCUUAUUUAUUAGCUAUUGAUAAUAUAAUAAGUUUGAAACACUCAUAUACUGAAGCCUAAAAAUUUUCGAUGGAGGAUUAUCUACACCGAAUUCUAUAAAAGAAUGAUGUAUCUUUCAAUUAAUGAUUACUUAAGAUAUUUAUUAUAUAUUUAUUUAAAAAAUGAAAAUGAUCGCAUUAAAUCAACUGAUUGUAUCAGGUAAGAUAUCAAGUUUUUUACAUAAAAUUUGCAAUAAUCGAUAUAUAUUCCAACUGCAUAUCUAUCACCGAAAGAAAGAAAAACAAAAAUCAGUUUAAUCGAACAAACCAAAAUAAAUACAGUUUCCGAACGGUUGUUAUAUUUUAAAAGAGUUAAAUCUAAAAAAAUCUAACCUAAAACCAAAUCGAUGUCUACACUAAAAAGAUCUAAUAUCUUUUUAUCUUAUAAAUAUUAAAAUUAAUAAUUUUAUUCCGCGCAAGACGCGGAUUAUCACCUAGUAUAUUAUUAUUAUAUGGUCAAACAUUCCAAAAAAGUAUUAUGACUUUACAACUGGAAAGUUCUCUCUGUUGACGUGUCACAUUUGCUGAUAACAUAUCCCUAAUUGGUCUCACAACCCUCUUGAGUCGAUCCUCGUCUCUUCUUCCCCAAGUCCUCAACUUUCGAAAUAAUAUCUCUCUAUAAACUUCACAUUCUCCUCCUCUUAUGUGGUAAAUGUAAUAGUAAGUAAACUGUGCUUUUGGGAUUUCGAGAAGCAUGAAGAGUUUCUUACCGUUGACCAGAAAGCAAAACGCUUUACCAGCUCUUGUCCUGUUUCUACUAUUAUCCGUAUCAGAGCUAGCUUCAAGUCAACCCGCACAACACAGCCACAGGCUAGCUCUCACAAUAUAUUUGGUCAUUUUUUGUGUAAUCGCCUUUUUCUUAAUCUUGGCAUUCCUCCCCGACUGCAUCCGCCGCUGCAACGAAGCAGUCAACGGCAGCGUUGACCCUUCCGUAGGAGGAGCGAGGGGAGAGACUAACGCGACAGUUGCGCGUGGUAUCGACGCGUCGAUGAUCGAGACGUUCCCGACUUUCAUCUAUUCGGAAGUGAAGACACAGAAGAUCGGGAACGGUGCGUUGGAGUGUGCUAUCUGUCUGACCGAGUUUGGGGACGAUGAAACGCUGCGUUUUCUACCUAAAUGCGAUCACGUGUUCCAUGCGCACUGCAUCGGUGCAUGGCUACAGGGUCACGUAACUUGUCCCGUUUGCCGCACGAAUCUUGCUUAUAGCCAGCAGCAGAUGGCUGAACCUGUCGAACCGGAAGUAAUAACCGAAACGGAUAUCGAGUCUCAGCAACCGGUGAUUUCCGAACCGGUAGUGGAGAGUGUUGCACGUGUCAAAUUAGUGAGGUCACACACCACGGGACAUUCCGUGAUAUUACCUGGAGAAUGUACCGAGCGGUUUACGCUAAGGUUACCGUAUGAUUUAAGAAAGAAGAUAAGGGCAAAUUGGAAAAUGAACCGGUCGAAUAGUCUUUCGGUUCUACCGAGGAGUACUGGUAAACCGGUUGACCGGUCACUGGAUCGAUGGGACCAGUGGUUAUUCAUCAAAUCACCGCAGUUUAUGUGGCGGAGACGGGACGAUGGUUCUAUUAGGCGAGGUCGUGGUGAUAGCAUUUAAGCAAAUGCAGUACUACCGGUGACUCGGUACAAGCAGACCGGUGGAGUUUUCUUAGAAACACUUCGCUUGUAUGGAGUACGUCGGUUGAAGUUAAUAGGGACGGUGAAGGAACAUCAUCGGUUCAAGUUCAACGUACCGAGACAAUAUUGCUCAAAAGUUUUGUUUGUUUUUGUGGAAUUGAUAAAGUGACUAUUUCAUUUUAUUUAAAGGUGAUUUUUUUUGGAUCUAAAAUAAAUAGGUCAUUUUACAUAAUUUAUUCUAUCAAAAUAACAAUAUAGCUUCUAUCAAAAAAUUUUUUUUCUUGCCUUCCCAAAGAAAAAAGGUUGAGCAUUGUUCAUACAAAUAGAUAAUACGCAAUUCUUUAGCUUUCUUUAUCUUUUCUUGUAAGAUAUUGAAUGUCAAUCCCAUAUGGACAAGGAAAUUGUGUUUAUGUACGUUUUUCAGUAAUAUCAUUCGUAAACUACUAAAUUAAUAUCCCCUUCUGUGUAGUUCAGACACUAGAUAAUCAUAAUCUUAUCCCCACACAGUUCAGACAAGUAAUCAUUUGAACUUUAAAAUACGAGAUAUUAACCUUACUUGAUAGCUGAUACCAAACAUAGUUUGUAUACAAUCUUAUUAUGGAAUGAAUCAUAUACAUUCCAAAUUAUAUCAAACAUAAAAUAAUAGCGACUUCAUUCUCAAUGUAUACAUAUCUAUAUAGACGACGAUUCUUGACCAAAAAAGAAAAAAAA
This is a messenger RNA of Brassica rapa (field mustard), 4314 nucleotides long. Its product is annotated as E3 ubiquitin-protein ligase ATL31-like. NCBI's taxonomy places the organism in Eukaryota, Viridiplantae, Streptophyta, Magnoliopsida, Brassicales, Brassicaceae. The record is from RefSeq and is a predicted model, not a curated record.